AUGGCGACUAGCUACAACAUCCUCGUCCUUCCGGGCGAUGGGAUCGGUCCCGAGGUCAUGACCGAAGCGGUCAAGGUGCUAAAGGUCUUUGAGAACGAGCACAGAAAGUUCAACCUCCGGCAAGAGCUCAUCGGCGGCUGCAGCAUCGACGCGCACGGGAAAUCCGUCACAGAAGAAGUCAAAAAGGCCGCUCUGGAGUCCGACGCCGUGCUCUUCGCAGCAGUCGGGGGUCCAAAAUGGGACCAUAUCCGUCGUGGUCUCGAUGGGCCGGAGGGAGGCCUGCUGCAGCUCCGCAAGGCUAUGGACAUCUACGCGAAUCUCAGACCGUGCUCGGCCAGUUCGCCGAGUGCGUCGAUCGCGAAGGAGUUUAGCCCGUUCCGCCAGGAAGUUAUCGAGGGUGUAGAUUUCGUCGUUGUGAGAGAGAACUGCGGAGGAGCGUAUUUCGGGAAGAAGAUCGAAGAAGAAGAUUACGCGCAUCACCCGUCUCUCAGCGGAAAUUGCCCUCCGCCACAACCCCCUUGGCCCGUCAUCUCGCUGGACAAAGCCAAUGUGCUCGCCUCGUCGCGGCUGUGGCGGCGUGUCGUGGAAAAGACGAUGACUACCGAGUAUCCCCAGGUGAAGCUCGUGCAUCAGCUGGCGGACUCGGCGUCGCUGAUUCUAGCUACCAACCCACGCGCCUUGAACGGCGUCAUCCUGGCCGACAAUACAUUCGGCGACAUGAUUUCCGACCAGGCCGGUUCCAUCGUCGGGACAUUGGGCGUGCUUCCCAGCGCUAGUCUCGAUGGGCUACCCAGUGAGACGAGAAAGAGGACGAAUGGCCUGUACGAGCCGACACAUGGAUCCGCACCGACAAUCGCGGGUCAGAACAUCGCCAACCCCGUCGCCAUGAUACUUUGCGUGGCACUCAUGUUCCGCUAUUCGUUAGACAUGGAGCUCGAGGCGCAGCAGAUCGAAAAAGCAGUGCAGGGUGUUCUGGAUGCUGGGAUCCGCACCCCUGAUCUGGGAGGAAAAUCGGGGACGAAUGAACUUGGCGAUGCAAUUGUUGCUGCGCUGCACAGUAGUUUAGUUCAUAAGCCUUGA
This is a messenger RNA of Aspergillus novofumigatus IBT 16806, 1080 nucleotides long. Its product is annotated as 3-isopropylmalate dehydrogenase. The coding region runs from base 1 to 1080 and encodes 359 amino acids. The transcript is spliced from 3 exons. NCBI's taxonomy places the organism in Eukaryota, Fungi, Ascomycota, Eurotiomycetes, Eurotiales, Aspergillaceae. Gene Ontology annotation, biological process: L-leucine biosynthetic process. The record is from RefSeq and is a predicted model, not a curated record. Gene Ontology annotation, cellular component: cytosol. Gene Ontology annotation, molecular function: magnesium ion binding; NAD binding; 3-isopropylmalate dehydrogenase activity.